GCAACCAUCGUACAGGACAAAAAGGACCUCUCUUGCUGAGUCUCGUCUGGUUUGCACAGUUGCUAAAGUUGACAUCUGGUUUCUGCAAUGAUGAUCAAUCAGCUGAGUUUUGCCAUUGUUGCAGUUUUGCUGCUCGGUUACAUAGAACUAAGCCAUCAAGAUACAACGACAGGUCCAAAUACAGAUAUGGAAACAAAUUUUGGGAGACGAAGAUGCUGGACCAAAUGGUUCAAUCAAGACAACCCCGGUGGAAUAGGUGACAUUGAGAAUUUGGCGAGGCUAAGAAAAGAAAACCCAGGAAAAAUUUGCCACACACCUCUGGCAAUUCAGGCCGUAACAGCUGACGAUGAAACCCCAGCAGAAUGGACCAAACAGAAAAUUUAUGCCUACAAUACUGAUACUGGCUUCAUCUGCCAUAAUGAGGACCAGAGACAUGGCGAACGCUGUUAUGACUACAAAGUUCGCUUUAGAUGCUCAUGUUUUCAUCAAGUAGACUAAAUCAAUUGUAGCCAAAGACC
Messenger RNA from Nematolebias whitei (Rio pearlfish), 518 nucleotides. RefSeq names its product cartilage intermediate layer protein 2. The record is from RefSeq and is a predicted model, not a curated record. The coding region runs from base 88 to 498 and encodes 136 amino acids. NCBI's taxonomy places the organism in Eukaryota, Metazoa, Chordata, Actinopteri, Cyprinodontiformes, Rivulidae. The transcript has 6 exons.